This is a messenger RNA of Mesorhabditis belari, 4176 nucleotides long. Lineage: Eukaryota; Metazoa; Nematoda; Chromadorea; Rhabditida; Rhabditidae. The record is from the annotation of a GenBank genome assembly.
AUGCUUUUUCUAAAAUUAUUCCUUAUUUCGGUAUUUUUUGAAAGUACCCAACAAAAAGAUCUUCUAACCGUACCCACUAAUGAACUUGUGUUGACGGAAAAUGCAACUGAAAAUGAUGAGUUGACAAAAGAUUUCAAGUUCAAAGUUUUACCUGAAGUAACAGAAGAGAUCGGGAUUUCCCUUGAUCCUCCAUCUCCAGCUCUCAACCUCUCUCCAUCAAUUCUCUCACCGGGACAAGAAAUGAAAAUGAUUUUAAAAGAUCCAAAAGCACUUCGAGAAAACGAUGAUUCGAAAUUUCAGGUGAUUGCUUUGGGAUUGAUCAGUGGAGAUGAACAACGUUUUCCGCUUAAUUUGAAGAUUAUCAAGAAUGAGAAAAACGUAGAGAAGAAAACUGAAAGUACAGAAAAAAUUGUUGAUGGGCCAUCAUUUGAGAAAAAUCUCUACAAAAUCGCUUUCGUGAACGGGAAAUUACAAGAUGGGGACAUUGUUGUAAAGUUGAGAAAUCUUCCUCCAAAUCAUACUAAACAUUUCGAUUUUCGUCUUGUUGGUGAUCCAGAGAUUUUGAAGCUUUUCACAGCUAAACACAAAGAUGAUUCAAUUGUAAUUUCAAUGAAAAAUUGCCCAACUUGCAAUGCUCCAUUCAAAUUUUCGUUUGGUUUAAUGGGACGAGAUGGGAAAAGUAAACGAAGAUUGUCCGCUAUUUUCGUUUGUCGAAAUGAAAAUUCCGAAUCUCUUCAUUUUUCACAAAAAGUCUACUCGACUUCACUCGUUGAAGGAUCUCGAUCAUUGGCGAGAUUGAUUAAACUACGCUCAGUGGGAACGAAAGCUCAAAAUGCCACUUUCACUUUGGAGAACUCGAAUGGAGUGUUCGCGAUUGAUGGGAAAACUGGAGUUUUGUCGAUUCAAAAUCCCGAAUUCAUCUCCCGUCAAUCACUGGGUUCUCAACUUAAUCUCACCACUCAUACACAGAAUGGCUCAUUCAAUGAUACGGCCACAAUUCUCGUUGAUAUUAUUGGAAGAAAUGAAUUGUCUGAAAGUCUCCCGAAAAAUGAUCAAACCGAAUCCUCUUUUAUACUUCAAAUUGGUCAACGGGAAAUUGAUGUUUUCCCUUUGAAUGUAAAAGAGAAACAUUUAAAAUAUUCAAUUUCUGAAGGAGAUACUUUUAGCUUUUCAAUUGAUCCACAAAUUGGAACUCUUGCUUAUGUGGGAUCUUUCAAAAAAGAAACGGAAAGCUACAAAUUAAAGAUAAUCACCCAAAAUAAUCACCAUGGAGAGAAGGGGGUAAGGGAAAGGAAUGUUGAGGUGAAAGUGAUCGGAUUGGGAUCAAUGAUACCAAGAUUUCAAAAGGAUUCAAUCACAAAAGUCAUUGAUAUGGAUAAUCCGUCAAAUUUGAUCAUUGACAAUUUGCGAAUUGAGGACGAAGAUAAGGAUGCGAAACUCGAAUUUUCGAUUCACUCAAUUACUGGCGAAGAGGAGAAUGGAGAGAAAAAAACUCUUUCAAAGAAUCUUUUCAAUUUGACAUCAAUCAAAAAGUCGAAUUUUUAUGAAUUAUCCCUGGAACGAGCAAUUCCGUUGAAUACUUUAAACGUUUCUUUUAUGCAAAUAUCGAUGAGUGCUCAAGAUGUCAAUCAUUUGAAUGAACCAAAAGCAUACGCCAAUAUAACUCUUCUAAUGUUUAAAAAGAAUGCAAAAGUUGACGCAACAUUGAUCGAUCAAUUGAAUCCGAUUCCCUCAACGAUGACAAUCGAUUCGUCGACACCAAUCGGCACUUAUCUUUUCACAAUUUCAUCGAUUGCUUGUGAAAUCGAGAACUCUACGUGCUCUUUUGUUCUCAAUCGAUCAAAUAACACAAAAGUUUUGAGGGAUUUUCGAAUAAAUCCAUCCACUGGCGAAAUAACAACUCGAAAUUCUCUUAUUAAUUCUCUCAAUACAAAACCGUAUAAUCUUUCGAUAACAAUGAGAAAUGAGAAAAUGAAAAUCGAGAAGAAUGUUUCAAUGAUUGUCAAUGUAAAUCAAUCAAAAGCUAUUCAGCCGACACUCAGAAAAGAGAAAUUUGAAGUGACAAUUUCUGAGAAUCUUCCAAUUGGAGCACAAGUUUUGCAGAUUGUCAAUGAAAACCCACAAAACUAUCGACUUAUCGGUGAAGCUUCUCAUUAUUUCAAAAUUGAUGAAAAGGGAAAUCUUCAAAUCGCCGAGAAAAUUGAUGCCGAAAAAGAGGAAACGAUCGAUUUAUUUGUGCAAAUCGGCGACACGGAAAUGAUGAAUUCGAUUGCGUCGUUAAAAAUUAAUAUCAAAAACGAAAAUGAUAACGCUCCUGAGUUCGGUGAAGGGAAGUAUUCAAUUGAAUUGUUUGAUGAUAUUCCGCUUGGAACGAAAAUUGCCAAAAUUGAGGGAAUCGAUAAAGAUGGAGAUGAGUUGCGAUACUCAAUUCGAUGUGAUUGUGGGGAUAAAAUGGAUCCGAAAAUCCUCGAGAUUGAUGGAAAUGGAUAUGUGAAAGUGGUCAAUUAUCUAUCUAAAGAUUUUGAAACGAAUUUGAAUUAUUCGGUGAAAGCAAGCGAUGGUUUACAUGAAGCGAUGAACAAAUUUGAAUUGAAAGUGAAGAAAUCACAAAAAUGCAUUCCUCAAUUCGAUUCAAACACUCAAAAAGAGUUUCACAUUAGAAAAAAUUUAAAAGAACGCACUUUGCUUGGUCGAGUACAAAGAAAAGGAAGCUUUGACGAGGAUUGUGUCGUUUUUUAUUCAAUUAAGAACACAACUUUGAACGGAAAUCAAUUUGAGAUUGAUGCAAAAACUGGAGAACUUUUCGUGAAAGAUUUCUUAAUGAAAGAAGGAAAAGAACGUAGAAAUUUGAUUGUUCAAUUGAAAUCGGGAAAAUUAGUGAAAGAAAUGGGAAUUGAUGUGCGAAUUGAAAAGGGAAAUGCUGACGACAUCGAGUUUCAAGUUUUAAGUUCAAAAUUGUCUUUUGAAAUUGCAGAAGAUUUCCCGAUUGGCUCAAUUGUUGGACGGAUUCCAAUUAAGGAAUCAUAUUCUUUAUCUAAUAAACUCAAAUAUUCAAUCAAUCAACUGGACACUCCAUUCGCCUUGAAUUCACUUGGAGAAAUUCUGUUGAGCGGAACAAUUGAUGCAGAAAAACACGAAAAAUAUAACCUAACAAUUAAUGUGAUCAAUGAAAAUGGUGAAAAAACUGUAGAAAAAGAAAUUUUCGUCGAAAUUUCCCUUCAAGAUGUUAAUGACAACGGGCCGGUGUUUUUGCGAAAAGAAUAUUUAUUGGGUGUUGAUCGAGAUGCUCUCCCAGGGACACUUUUGAUCACUUUACGGGCUGACGAUCCAGAUAAAGAGAAAAAAGCCAUUCAUUACCGUCUUCUUUCAUCAACUUUUGUAUUGAAUCAUCAUGAGAAAGAAGCUGACGAAAUCUUCACGAUCAAUUCGACAAAUGGAGAACUUCGAGUGGAGAGUUUCUCGUUGAAAGAAUUUAAUGGCGGUGCAUUUUAUGUGCAAGUCGAAGCAAAUGAAGGAAUCGAUGAGAGAUCACAUAAAGAUGUUGCGACGCUCAAGAUUUUUGUGUACACCGAGGAAAGCAUUAUGGUGAUGGAAAUGACGAAAAAUCCCGUGGAAAUCUUCUGGAAUAACACAAAUGCGAUCACUGAAUCGCUUUCCCAUCGAACGGGCCUUCAAGUAAUCCCAUUAAUGAUCGAUAUUCAUCGUGUUGAAGGACAUCCAAUUCCCCAUAAUUCUGAUCUUUUCUUUAUCAUUGCAAAUGGUUCUUUGCUGAGAGUUCUAUCGGCAAAAGAGGCUUUAACACAAAUGAACACAAAACAAUGGAGAUUCGGCGGACUCUCUCCCCAAAUUCUUCUAAUGUGUUAUUAUCGAGGAAGAUUUUUGAAAGAACAACAAAUUUUCGCUGAUCGCCAGAUUCUCGCUCAAACACUUCAAAGACCAAAGAUCGCGCCAGUUCCUUUGAAUUUAGUUUUUGAUGGAUUAUAUGAACGAAACAAUCCAUCGCUUUUCCAAUCAACCGAAUAUUCGAUUCAAGAAGUGAAGAUGAAUGUUGAAGAUGAGAAAAAUGAGAAAGAAGCACUUGAUCUGUCAGCAGAAUAUGGAGUUGUUGACAAGAGAUCACCUCGACUGAACAAUAUGAAGAAGAAUCGAGAUUAUGCAACCAUUUAUGAAGCUUUG